AUGUCUUCACACGAUGAAUAUUCUUCUGAUGAAGAAGAUGACGAUUUAAUAGGGAACAACGAUACUUCAGAAGUCUAUUUAGGUUUUGUUGAUGCUCCUAUAAUAGAUGACGAAGAAGAUCCUGAAGAUAAUGAAUUACCUACCAUUGAAGAUACAUUUAUUGGAAGCAAGCCUAUAUGGCUUCAUCCAAAGUCUCAGCCAGAAGAAUCAGCUAUAACAUGUGAUAAUUGUCAUAAGAAGAUGGCAUUGUUGUUACAAGCGUUUGCUCCAAUGGAUGGAAAAUUAUAUGAUAGAGUCAUUUAUAUAUUUGGUUGUAAGAAUAGUAGUCAAUGUUCCAGAACCAAAGGAUCUGUGAAGGCCAUAAGAGGUAUUUCAAGAGAUCCAGAAAGAGUAGCUGAAAUCAAAAGUGAACAAGAUUCUGCUAUUCAAAAAGCAUUAGAUGAAAAAUUAAAACUUGAAGAUCAAAGAAAAUUCAAUAUUGAAGUUACUAAAGAUUUAUUCACUAAGACUAAUACCAACUCAUCGAAUCCAUUUGGUGAAUCAUCCACCAGUAAUCCAUUUGCUGCCGCAUCCAAUCCAUUUGCCAAGAAAGAAGAACCAAAGAAAGAGGAACCAAAGAAAGAAGAACCAAUUAAGGAAUCCUAUGCUAAGAUUGCAUCUAAGAAUGCUCCAAAACCACAAAAAAAGAAAAUCAGCACAAUUUCUAAUGAUGAUUUACCAGCAUACAAUGGUAGUUUUGUUUAUGUUGAUCUUGAAAAGUUCAAGAAGGAAGGUUUAGAUCCUGAAUUAGAGAAAUAUAAACAUUUGAUUGAAAAGAGUGAAAAGGGUGAAGAAUCUGAUUCAGAAGAAGGUCCAUCUAAUGGUGGUCGUGGUGCCAGUAAAAGAAGAGAAUCAUCAUCUGGUGCUAGUAUAGAAGCAUCAAGUGUAUUAGAUGAUAGAUAUUUUGCAGCCUUCACUGAUAAAGUCAAACAUAAUCCUGGUCAAGUUUUAAGAUAUAACUUAGGAGGACGUCCAUUAUUAUAUUCUGGAAAGGAUGAUAUUGCCAAAAGAUUUAUUGGUACUUUUAAUAUUCCAAAGCCAGGUUUUAAUCCUGGUUCAGAAAGACAAUUUGAAUUACAAUUAAUGCCAAAGGCAAUCAUGGAUUUGGAACAAAUUGAUGAAACCAAUGCUAAUAUAGCUGAUAUUUUAAAUGGUAUGUCAUGGGGUACUAUCAUAGUUGGAACUGAUGUUGAAGAUUUUAUUCCAGAAGAAAAUUUUGAUGAACAUCAUGUUGCUUAUAUAGAAGAAUGGUGCGGAGUACAAUGGGAAGAAAGUGUGUAA
Scheffersomyces coipomensis is the source of this 1320-nucleotide messenger RNA. RefSeq lists its product as uncharacterized. Bases 1 to 1320 code for a protein of 439 amino acids. The transcript has a single exon. Gene Ontology annotation, cellular component: cytoplasm. The record is from RefSeq and is a predicted model, not a curated record. Gene Ontology annotation, biological process: maturation of SSU-rRNA. NCBI's taxonomy places the organism in Eukaryota, Fungi, Ascomycota, Pichiomycetes, Serinales, Debaryomycetaceae.